Messenger RNA from Hippocampus comes (tiger tail seahorse), 3800 nucleotides. RefSeq names its product poly (ADP-ribose) polymerase 1 (gene parp1). The transcript has 22 exons. Gene Ontology annotation, cellular component: nucleus; nucleolus. The coding region runs from base 141 to 3281 and encodes 1046 amino acids. Gene Ontology annotation, molecular function: NAD+ poly-ADP-ribosyltransferase activity; zinc ion binding; NAD binding. NCBI's taxonomy places the organism in Eukaryota, Metazoa, Chordata, Actinopteri, Syngnathiformes, Syngnathidae. The record is from RefSeq and is a predicted model, not a curated record. Gene Ontology annotation, biological process: double-strand break repair; protein poly-ADP-ribosylation.
UUCGCCAUACCCUCUCUGAGCAGGCCACCACGCGGGCUUUGCCGCUCUGAUUGUGAUUGUUGUCUGUCGGAGAAUAAACUUUUUUUGGUGUUUUUUUUGCUCUUCUUUUGCCCCCUUUUCCCAAACAACACAAAGCGAAAAUGGCUGACUCUCAAGAGGACAAGCUCUAUAAGGCCGAGUACGCCAAGAGCGGCCGUGCAUCGUGUAAGGGGUGCAAGGAAAACAUCGCCAAAGACUCGCUCCGAAUGGCCAUCAUGGUGCAGUCACCAAUGUUCGAUGGGAAGGUCCCACACUGGCAUCACUUCUCCUGCUUCUGGCAACGAGCGGCAGUCCAGUCCCCCUCUGACAUCGAUGGCUUCUCCGCCCUUCGCUGGGAAGACCAGGACAAAGUCAAGAAGGCCAUCGAAAGCGGCGGAGCUACUGGAGGAGGAAAAGGCGGAAAGAAAGGCGGCGGUGCGCAAGGGGAGAAAACGCUCAGCGGCUUUGCGGUGGAAUACGCCAAAUCCAACCGCAGCACUUGCAAAGGCUGCGAGAUGAAAAUAGAAAAGGAUCAGAUCCGCGUGUCGAAGAAGACGGUGGACCCGGAGAAGCCUCAGCUGGGCCUGAUCGACCGUUGGUACCACACGGCCUGCUUUGUGGGCUGCAGGGAGGAGCUGGAUUUCAAGCCAGAGUACAGCGGCGCCCAGCUGAAGGGUUUCAACGCGCUGAGGGCCGAAGACAAGGAGGAGCUCAAGAAGAGGCUCCCGCCAAUCAAAGCAGAAGGAAAGCGCAAAAACGAAGAGGUGGACGGAGUCUCCAAGAAACAGAAGAAGGAGGAAGAAGCGGAGAAGAAAAAAUUGGAAGAGCAGUUGAAGGACCAAAGCCAGCUCAUAUGGGGCAUUAAAGACAAGCUGAGGAAGCAUUGCUCCGUCAACGACAUGAAGGAGCUGCUCAUUGCGAACGACCAGGAGGUUCCAUCCGGGGAGUCCAACGUGGUGGACUACUUGGGCGACGGAAUGGCUUUCGGCGCGCUGGAACCGUGCAAGGAAUGCUUUGGCCAGUUGGUGUUCAAGGGCGACGCUUAUUACUGCACCGGGAACAUCUCAGCCUGGACAAAGUGUGUGUUCAAAACCACGAAACCCGCACGGAGAGACUGGGUCACCCCUAAGGAAUUUCAUGAGGUUCCCUUCCUGAAGAAGUUCAAGUUUAAGCGUCAGGAUAGAAUUUACCCGAAGGAGGCGCCCGCUCCAAGCCAGCUCGCCGUCAAAGCUGAGCCUCUGGCCAGCGCCUCCGGCGCCCCCGCUAAGCCGCUACCAGAGGGCGGACCCCCUGGUGAGUGGCGAGUCCAAACAUCCAGUUCAGGAACUUCAGUGAUCUUAACCGUUCGUGUUUGGAAUGUUUGUACUACAGACAAACCUCUCACUAGCAUGAAGGUGUUGACUGUUGGCAAACUGGCCAAAAAUAAAGACGACAUCAAGGCGGCCGUGGAGGAGCUGGGGGGAAAGAUCUGCACCGCGGCCAACAAGGCCUCGCUCUGCAUCAGCACCAAGAAGGAGGUGGAGAAGAUGGGCAAGAAAAUGGAGGAAGCCAAGGAGGCGGGCGUACGCGUGGUCUCCGAGGACUUCCUCACCGACAUCAAGUCGUCGGGCAAAGCCCUCCAGGAGCUCGUCUCCCUGCACGCCAUCUCCCCGUGGGGGGCUGAGGUCAAAGUGGAGGCCCCCCCGUCGGCGCCCGCCCCGGCGCCCUCCAAGUCGGGCGCGAUGGCUGCUUCCAAGAGCACUGGCAGAGUGAAGGAGGAAGAAGGUAAGAGCAAAGCCAAGAAGAUGAAGCUGACGGUCAAAGGAGGCGCUGCUGUCGAUCCAGACUCAGGUCUGGAGAACAGCGCUCACGUUUUGGAGCAAAACGGUAAAAUGUACAGCGCCACACUGGGCUUGGUGGACAUCAUGCGGGGAACCAACUCCUACUACAAACUGCAGCUGCUGGAGGACGACGUACAGAAAAGGUACUGGGUGUUCCGUUCGUGGGGUCGAGUGGGCACCACCAUCGGGGGCAACAAGCUGGACAAAAUCGGCGAUAAGAACUCGGCGCUCAACAACUUCCUGUCGGUGUACAAGGAAAAGACUGGAAACGAAUGGGGCGCCUCCAACUUCACCAAGUACCCCAACAAGUUCUACCCGCUGGAGAUCGACUAUGGACAGGACGAAGAAGCCGUAAAGAGGCUGACGGCCACGGCGGGGACCAAGUCCAAGCUGGCCAAACCUGUCCAGGAUCUGAUCAAACAGAUCUUUGACGUGGAGAGCAUGAAGAAGGCCAUGGUGGAGUUUGAGAUUGACCUCCAGAAGAUGCCGCUGGGAAAGCUGAGCAAGAGGCAAAUUCAGAGCGCUUAUGCUCUUCUCACGGAAGUGCAGCAGGCGGUGUCCGACUGUGUGCCCGAUUCGCACAUUUUGGAUCUGUCGAAUCGCUUCUACACGCUGAUACCACACGACUUUGGCAUGAAGAAACCUCCGCUGCUCAGAAACCUGGACUACAUUCAGGCUAAAGUUCAGAUGCUGGACAACCUGUUGGACAUUGAAGUGGCUUACAGUUUGCUGAGAGGAGGAGCGCAGGACAACGAGAGGGACCCCAUCGAUAUCAACUAUGAGAAACUUAAGACCAAGAUUGAGGUUGUGGACAAGGCCACGCAGGAGGCUGACGUCAUUCUGGAAUAUGUGAAGAACACGCACGCCGCCACGCACAACACGUAUACACUGGAAGUACAAGAGAUCUUCAAAAUCAACCGCGAGGGAGAACGCCAGCGCUUCCAACCCUUUGAGGAGCUGCACAAUCGGCAGCUGCUGUGGCACGGCUCCCGGACCACCAACUACGCCGGCAUCCUCUCUCAGGGUCUUCGCAUCGCCCCUCCGGAGGCCCCAGUGACUGGUUACAUGUUCGGCAAAGGCGUGUACUUUGCCGACAUGGUGUCCAAGAGCGCCAACUACUGUCACACCUCGCAGUCGGACCCCGUUGGCCUUCUGCUGCUCGCAGAAGUAGCCCUCGGGAAUAUGCAUGAACUGAAAAAGGCUUCCCACAUCACAAAACUGCCAAAGGGCAAACACAGUGUAAAAGGUUUGGGCCGAACCGCUCCGGAAUCGAGCGCCACCACCACUUUAGAUGGCGUCCAAGUGCCUCUGGGAAAAGGAGCCAACACCAACAUUGACGACGCAAGUCUCCUGUACAACGAAUACAUCGUGUACGACGUAGCCCAAAUCAAUCUCAAGUAUCUCCUGAAGAUCAAGUUCAACUACCAAACAUCCUUGUGGUGAGCGGCGCAAACGGGAGCGCCAUCUCGUCCAGGGGCCUCGCUGUGAUUCCGAAAUUCUUUUGUCACUUUAUGCUACUUCGUCGGCAGGUUUGCUAGCUCACUUUGUCUCCCGUUAGUACGUGGAAAGCCCAGUUAAAUGUGGGUUUGUGUUAUUUCUUGUCGAAAAGAGAACUAGAAUGCUAGGUUUCAGGAAGGAGUGGGAAACAGGUGAGAGCAUAUCAGAUAGCCUACCACGCAAUUGACAAAAACAAAUAAAUCACCCUAAAAAUAAAAAAUAAAAAACUCAAAACACUGUACCCGUAAAUGGUCAUCAGAUAUAAUAAUCCACAUUGAAAUGACAAAUGGUUCCCUUCCCCUGGUUUCAGUGGGAUUUGUGACUGACAUCUACUGGCCUGGUUUCAUUUUAAAAUACUGCACGGAACCCCCUUAGACAUGUAUAUAUUAGCAUAUUUUUGAUUGUUUUUCUCUCUUCGUGCAUUUCUCUAGCAAAACAAAUACAAUAAAAUGCUCUUUCCAAACA